Molecule: messenger RNA, 600 nt
Organism: Salvia miltiorrhiza (redroot sage)
Lineage: Eukaryota; Viridiplantae; Streptophyta; Magnoliopsida; Lamiales; Lamiaceae
Exons: 1
Coding region: 1-600 (199 amino acids)
Source: RefSeq, a predicted model, not a curated record
AUGGGCAAGACGGAGCUGAAAAUCUUGCGUGAGAGUAAGAGCCCGGAAGACAAAAGUAGAGAUUCCGAAAUAAAAAACAUGUUGAAAAAAUUGCCAGAUCCAACAAAGCUGUUAUCCGCCCGGAUGGGCGAAUCCGUUUUGGUGGUCCUAGUCCUGAUAGCCACCAUGGCAUUCCAGGCGGGUAUCGCCCCCCCGGGCAGCGUAUGGCAAGAAAAUGAAAACAAGAACACAACCAUAGCCGGUGAAAACAAGAACACAACCAGAGCCGGUGAAGCCAUCUUGGCAUCUACUUAUGACGAAUGGUACAUGUAUGUGUUCGUGGUUUUUAACACCAUAGCUUUCGUAGUAUCUCUCCUCACAAUCUUGCUCAUCAUGACCGGACUGCCAUUCCAAAGCCGUCGUUUCUCCACUUUGGCCAUGAUUUUUAUGUUUGCAUCCGCUUUUAGUGUUUCAGUUAGUUAUGCAUUUUCUAUAAUAGCCAUCACUCCCGGAGAAGAACCAGUUGGUUUGAGGUACAUGUUUUUGUCCGUAUACUUCAUUGGAGGUCUAUUUGUUAUCUACUUUGUGGUUAAAGGUCCAGUGUCCGCUAUGAGAGACUAG